AUGUCUUCCUCAGAUCCAUGUUCCUCGGAUACAGAGGAAGACGACAAUCUGUUGCAGAGGAGAUAUAACAGCUUGCAUGCCGAUUACGAAAAGUUGGAGGCGAGGGUGAUUGCACUCGCACAGCGAGAAUACCAAAUCACAGAUGACAAGAUCGCCAAAGCAUUCCAGAAGAUUCGCGAUGGCCUCGAUAUUUGGAUCGAUGGGCUCCAAGAGGACGACAGAAAAGACUUCAGAGCAAAUUAUCACGCCAACCUGCAAGCACGCGACAGAGUUGACAUUUUUGACAAGUUAGGAUUCACUGCUGGAUGUCUGGAACUUUUCUGGGAAGAGAAACUAGGAGAACAAGAAACUUGCAUCUAUGUCAUCUUGGGAAUGGUCAUAGCCAACUUCUUAAAGAAUAUCGAUACUGAGUGGCUUUAUCCUCUCGGUGUCAGUAAUUCUCAAGAAAGGUUCCUUGAUAUAUUGAUGAGCUCCGCCCCUGCAACAAAAAGUCAAGCAACGCUCUACAGGUGGAGAGGAGAAACGCUUUCGAUGAUAGCUGGCGCUCCGGAAUUUGCGAGACGAUACAAGGAGGAUUCGGAGCUUGUUUUCCAAGAGCUGAGAAACGACAUGAGAGUAUGGUUAAGCCCCAAGCUUUUGGUUGGGCACGAGGAAAGCCUGCAUGAAAUGAUCUUGCAGCCUGUCGUAGACUUCCACAGGAUGAUCCAUUGCUCCGGCAAGAAAUUUGAGCUGCGCUGGCAAUCCGGGAGCCAGCUGUCUGAAAUAGACGGAGACAUCCUGGACAUUGUAACCUGGAGAAAGUCUCGGCAUGACCAUAUCAAAGGCGUCUUCUGCUGUCUAUUACCAGCUCUUAUUAUGAAAGCUGCUGUUGACCAAGCCAAUAUCACCUUCACAAAGGCAGUAUUUCUUGGAUAUAAGACCAGCAGUCUUGACCCAGCCAGGUCGGCAAGGAGCAGUCCAGUCAGGCAGGAAUCUGGACCGACGAGCCGUGCAGCACCAGUUCAACGCAACCCGGGGACUCAUCACGCACCACAAGCCCGAAGUUCGAGAUCUAAAGACCAGAAAUCAGAACCUUCACUCACAAAAGAGAACAGAUCCGAAUCCGGCCUCUUCCGUAAAUUCUGGAGAGGCACUCGCUCUGAAAGCCGAUCAGAAGGAGGCCCAACCAGAAGAGGGAGUCAUCCAAAUGCGCCGCCGUCACCAAGCACGCGUAGCGCAAGGCAGGACACCCAUCGACACGAACACACACGUACGCACAGCCAACACGCUGGGUCUGAUCAAGUUCCUCGACCCGAGACUGAGACUCCCACAGGUACCUCGAUACUGGCUCCGAUAGCAUUAGAUGUGGUGGCUGAGCCCUCUGAAAUCAUUCGUGAUCCAGAGCAAGAUGCCAAUCUCGCACACGCCAGUGGACCAGAACCUGGAUGGGUAGCGUCGAGUACAAGCUCUGCGAGUGCAAGGUAUAUAAAUCACAUGCCAGUUGAAGAAGCAGCGAGACUUGCAGGACUGGCGCCUCCGAUAGAUUCUGAUCAUGGGGAUAAAAGUCACGCCAACCAUUAG
Cadophora gregata is the source of this 1560-nucleotide messenger RNA. RefSeq lists its product as uncharacterized. The coding region runs from base 1 to 1560 and encodes 519 amino acids. NCBI's taxonomy places the organism in Eukaryota, Fungi, Ascomycota, Leotiomycetes, Helotiales, Ploettnerulaceae. The transcript is spliced from 2 exons. The record is from RefSeq and is a predicted model, not a curated record.